Molecule: messenger RNA, 3149 nt
Organism: Scatophagus argus
Lineage: Eukaryota; Metazoa; Chordata; Actinopteri; Scatophagidae
Gene: mylipa
Product: myosin regulatory light chain interacting protein a
Exons: 7
Coding region: 152-1603 (483 amino acids)
Biological process (GO): ubiquitin-dependent protein catabolic process
Cellular component (GO): cytoskeleton
Molecular function (GO): ubiquitin-protein transferase activity
Source: RefSeq, a predicted model, not a curated record
AGCUUCCAGCUGGUGGCUACGGAUCAGCCACACGGAGUGGAGGGGCUGAGAAAGUGACGAAGGCUUGAUGUAGGGGGUUUGAAGAGGGCUCGAGAAUUGUUUUGUUAUUUUAGGAGUGGCACACCAAAGAUUUACAGAAGACGCAGCCAAAAUGCUCUGUCACGUUACCCGUCCGGAUUCGGUGGUGAUGGAAGUGGAAGUUGACGCGAAGGCGAACGGUGAAGACUGUCUGAAUAAGGUUUGCAGAAAGUUGGGCAUAAUAGAAGUGGACUACUUUGGGCUGCAGUACACAGGCAGCAAAGGAGAGAACCUGUGGCUGAAUCUGAGGAACCGCAUCUGCCAGCAGAUGGAUAAUUUGGCGCCCUGUCGACUGAGGCUGCGCGUCAAGUUCUUUGUGGAGCCUCAUCUGAUUCUGCAGGAACAGACGAGGCACAUCUUUUUCAUGCACGUGAAGGAGGACCUCCACAACGGUCACCUACGCAUGGGCUCAGAACAAGCAGAGGAGCUGAGUGCACUGCUGGCACAGGCUGAGUUCGGCGACUACAACCAAAACACCGCCCAGUACUGGUACUCGGAGCUGUGCGGGGAAGAGCCCAGCACUGCUACUAUGGACAGCAUCGUAUCCAGACACAAGGCUCUGGACGGUUCAAGCCAGGGCUCAGUGGAGUAUCAGGCCCUGCAGCUAGUCUCUUCUCUGGAGCAUUAUGGGGUGGAGUGGCACUGGGCUCGCGACGCAAAUGGCCAGCGGCUUGCCAUAGGAGUCGGCCCUGAAGGCAUCGCCAUUUGCAAGGAGGACUUCAGCCUAGUCAACAGAGUAAGCUAUCCAGUCAUCCAGAUUGCCACUCAGUCUGGGAAGACUGUGUACCUGACAGUUACCAAGGACACAAGUGACAGUGUGGUGCUUCUGUUCAAGCUCAUCAGUAACCGGGCUGCCAGUGGCCUGUACCGGGCCAUCACAGAGACUCACGCCUUCUACAGGUGUGACACAGUCACUAAUGCAGUGAUGAUGCAGUACAGCAGAGACUUUAAGGGCCACCUAGCUUCUCUUUUCCUCAAUGAAAACAUCAACCUGGGCAAGAAGUACGUUUUUGACAUCCGACGUACCUCCAAGGAAGUGUACGACCACGCCCGCCGUGCCCUCUACAACUCCGGCGUUGUGGACCUGAUGUCCCGAUCCGGCAGUGGCGAGCGCUCCUCUCCGUCACGCUCCCCAAGCGGAGACGAGCAGCAUGACGAGGGGCUGGACUGCGGCAGCUGCCAGCAGAGCCGAGCCCUGCAGGAGCGGCUGCAGAAGCUCAGAGAGGCUCUGUUGUGCAUGCUGUGCUGCGAGGAGGAGAUAGAUGCUGCGUUCUGCCCCUGCGGCCACAUGGUGUGCUGUCAGACCUGCGCAAAUCAGCUGCAGCUGUGUCCGGUGUGUCGGUCGGAUGUGGAGCACGUGCAGCACAUCUACCUGCCCACCUGCACCAGCCUGCUAAACCUGACGCUGACUGACAACCACCUGCACCGAAGUAGCAGCGGCAUUCCUGCGCCCAUCCACAGAGAAAUGGCUUCUUCUCGUAGCCGCUCUGCCACAGAGUAUGACCACAAGAUCUACCACACAUAAAGUCAACUCCACUGAACCCAUCAAACUCUACUAUGAACACUUGAAAGCUGGUUUCAUGAAGAAGGAACGUUUCUCGUCCGUCUGCGUGGACUCCUUGAACUACCAAACCUAUAGAAACUCCUGAGCAUAAUCAAAGAUCGACAAAACCACUCCCUCAUCUGGUGUGUGUGUGUGUGUGUGUGUGUGUGUUUGUGUGUGCUUUUUCACUUUGUCCCAUAAGACUAUCAGUUUGUCUUGAUCUAUUCUGAGUACUGUUAUUACUGCUAUUGAAUGUGUGUCAUUCUGUCCAAAUAUUGUACGUUUUAAACAGUUUCUCCCCUGCCACAUUAUUUUUAGAUUAAGUUCUUAUUUAAAUUAUUGCAUCAGUUGACCUGAUACUGAAUAGAAACAUUUUGGUUUUUUUUUUUUUUUUUUUGACCCAUGCUUUGAGUGUGUUUAGGUUUUGUUUUGUUUUGUUUCUUUGCUCCAUAUCAGGCUCCUGGCCACAGAACCCGAACCAUAUCCACAUGAUGAAUGUAUGUGUUUGAGAAUAGCUUAACACUGUACAUAAGAGCUUUUCUUUUUUCUUCUUUUUUUAAAGACUUUCUGACAUUCUGUUUUUGAUUUGAGCAGAGAAUUUUAUGGUGUAACAGAGUGAGAUGCUUUUGUUUUUAUAUUUGAUUUCUCAUUUGUUUUUUUUUCAUGUUCUGUGUUUGUCAUGUCAGUUAGGGGUUAUUUUGAGGCUAAGCAGCGCUGCUCUGGGUAUAGCUCUGCAUACUAAUAAGACACACCAGGCGAUCAGGCCAACAGGGCCCAUGGAGGCUCUUUCAGCCCACCGGCAAUGUGACCGGGAACGUGAAAUGCAGUAUCAUGCUGACACUCCCAUAAUCUCCUUCACCUCAAAACGGGUCUUGUUGAUUAACUGCCACUCAUCCAAAACAAGUCUGGUUUCUUCGCCUGCUGCACAUUUUACAUUUCUAUCUCCAUGCCAACAGAGAGUUAGAAAUUGAGAACACAAAAUGUUCUUCUAAUAGACAAAGAACCACAAGGUUAUAUAUUUUUACAGCAGCAGCUUCCUCUGAAAACCUCAGCUAUAAAUUUCUUCUCUUGGGUGUACUAGUGCUUUCCUUUUGAUAUUUUAAAGGGUACUAGGAGAUCUGUCCGUGCAAUACUUGCUUGCUUUUUUGAAAAGCUUUUCAUUUUCAACUUUUUAUUUAAUUUCAAAAACUGUAUUUAAAAAGAAAAAAAAAACAGCAACUACAUUGUCACUUUACCAAGGAAGUUUUCCACAUGCCUGUAGAGAGUUUGGCCUUAAUGUAGCAGCAACACACAGUGUUUAUUAUAAACUUUCUGGGAAAACUUAAUUUCUUUAAUGCUGACUCAUUAAGCUAAGUCACUGCAGGGGAAGUACUUUUAUUUUUCACAUUGUACAAGUAGCGAUUUGUUUCUGUUUUCUGAAGCAAAAGCCACUAUGCUCUGUAAAAUGACUCUUAGAGUUAAAUAAUUUUUAUAUAUUCUGUUUUUAGCAAAAGAGAAAGUAUUAAUAAAGUUGUUUUUUAAAAACAAA